Stylophora pistillata is the source of this 6833-nucleotide messenger RNA. Its product is annotated as filamin-A. Gene Ontology annotation, biological process: actin cytoskeleton organization. The record is from RefSeq and is a predicted model, not a curated record. Lineage: Eukaryota; Metazoa; Cnidaria; Anthozoa; Scleractinia; Pocilloporidae. Gene Ontology annotation, molecular function: actin filament binding.
UCCUCCAUAUAAGGAGGCGUCAAUUGAUAUUUGUCACUUUCAUAUUCCCUGUGGACCGUUUGGAAGCCAUUGAAGUGCAUUCGAGCAAAUCUUGCUGCACCUAACGCAUGUAAAUUAGUUGUGUACAUAUUUCUGACCAGCAUUCUAAAUCGACAUUGUUUUCACGGGUAUCUUAUCUUGUCAAAUAUGUAGAGAGGGUGUGUACGGAGCCAACCAAGGAAGCCUGAAAAAAGAAUUUGUGUUUAAGAGGGGCGAAAAAAAAGAUUUCAGUGAUAUGACUUCCCUUAUCGAACGCGAACAAGCAAGUUUAAAGAGUCCCAGAAGUCCCGGUCGACCGACUAGUGGGCAGUUUAGCUUCAAGGGAUCUCUAUACGUGGCUAAUAAUGAGAAAGAUUGGAUCGAAAUUCAGAAGAACACGUUUACAAAUUGGUGCAACGUUCAAAUCCAACCUUACGGUGUACAAAUUACGAGUGAUUUAGCUGAGGCGUUUAAAGAUGGACUUUCUCUUGUAUACCUGGUUGAAUCGAUUUCUACGAAGAAAGUUGGUCGAUACAACAAGAACCCUAAGCUGUACGCACAGAAACUCGAAAAUAUCACCAGCGCACUGAAGUUACUCCAGAACGACGGGAUAAAGUUGGUAAACAUUGGGAACGAGGACAUUGCCAAUGGGAACGUGAAACUAAUUCUCGGUCUGAUAUGGAGGCUAAUCCUACACUAUCAGAUCAGUUCAAGUGGUAGCGCCUCAGGCAAGCAGUUACUGUUGUUAUGGUUAAAAAAUGCGAUCCCUGACAUGGAAAUCCGGAAUGUGACAACGGACUGGAACGAUGGCAGAGCUUUGAGCGCCCUCAACGAAUUCUGCCAACCAGGCUUAUGUCCAAACUAUAAGAGUCUAAACCCAGAUGCAAAACUGUCGAACACAAGUGACGCCAUGGACGCUGCCGAAAAAAACUUCAGCAUCCCAAAAGUUCUUUCUCCGGAAUUCUUCGUCAAUCCAUUUGUAGACGAAUUGAGUAUGAUGACGUAUCUGUCGUAUUACACACAGCCGGGAUCCAUCGGAGAAAAACGAACGCUGCAAUUCAUCAAUGAUUCGGCACCAGGCUUGAACGUGCGAAAUUUCAACACCGAUUGGAAUGAUGGGAGGAAAUUGUUGCAGUUUCUUGAAGCUCAGUGCCCUGGGAUCGUCCCGGGGUACGAAGAUAUCGAUCGGAAUAGUCCGUUAGAAAACGCUAAGCUAGGGUUGGACAUCGCGGAGGAGAAAUUCGGAAUAAGAAAAGUGUUAACCCCGGAGGAACUUGUCAGUCCCGAUGUGGACGAGCUCAGCAUUAUGGCAUAUAUGUUGCAGUUUCGUACCGCUGAUAAGCUACAAAGUCAUGCGCACAUCUUCAAGGCGGACGGCAACGGAAUUAAGCGGGGAGUUCGUGGGAAAACCUCUGAGUUUUUCAUAUACGGUCGUAAAGAUAUCGGUUUUGAUGGGGUACGUGUCAAUAUCCGAGGCCCGGGCGAUGAGGAUUCCGUGCCAGUUGAAACACAAGUUGAAGCAGACGGGUCUCUCCGAUGCAAAUUUGUUCCCCUUGAAAGCGGCAUUCACACGAUCUCUGUAAAGCACAACGGUAAAGAAGUCCCUAAAGGCCCUUUCCAAGUGAUGGUGCACGAGAACGUGGCAGAUGUUACGGUUUCUGGCGGGGGAAUCAAGAAUGCCGUCGUAUUCAAACCGGCAGAGUUCGUUGUUCAAACCAAUGACGAGAACUCGCCCCCGGUGACGGCGGUAGUGGAAGGACCCACCAAAACAGCGAACUGCAAUAUGGAACACUUGGGAAAUGGAAAGUGGCGGGGUUAUUUUGUACCGCGAGAAGUGGGGGAGCACAAGAUUCGUAUCGAAGUCGGAGACACACCCCUGCUCGGAAGUCCCUUUACAACUAAAGUAGGAGAUCCGACCAAGUGCAGUGUGGCUGGGAACGAAACUGCCCGGAAUCCGACAAUAGGACGUCCUGCCUCCUUCGACGUUGAUACUUCCGGGGCGGGCCUGGGGGAACUGGCUAUCCAAUGCCGGGGUCCCAUAGGGAAUGUCCCUGUCGACGUGAGACCCACUGCACCUGGGCGGUACAAUGUAUCGUUUAUUCCUAACAAGCCCGGGGAGUAUAACAUUCACUUCGUAUUCAACGGAGAUGAUAUACCAGGAAGUCCAGUCAAAGCGGUAGUGAGUGAUCCCAGCCGGAUUGUUGCGCACGGAGAUGGUUUACAUCAGGUGACUACUGACUCGGAGGCAGAAUUCUUUAUCACACUUCAUGGCGCCGGUGAUGGAGAACUGAAGGUGUAUGGCGAGGCUCCAUAUGGACACUUUCCUGUAGAUCUGCUACAGUCCCCUAAAGAAAAGGACACCUACAUUGUGCGGUACACUCCCCAGGGGGUGGGUCUGCACAAAAUACAUAUCAACUUUGCUGGGGAACCAGUUCAGGGAAGCCCGUACAUAGUGAAGGUGGCGGACCCCAGACAAGUCACUCUGGAUACACGUGAGUUAGAACGCGAACCUAAGCGCUUUACUGUCCGCCAUGAGGUGGACAUACCCGUGCAGGUUCCUAGCUCUGCUGGAGAGGGCCAACUAGAGGCUGCUGUUGUGGGCCCUGACCAAGAAAGUGUUCCUUCUAGCGUGACAAAGGAUGACGAUGGUUAUUAUCAUAUCCGGUUUGUACCUCGUCAAACUGGAGAACACAGAGUGAUGGUCAUGUAUGGUGGCAAGGAAGUGUCCAGUAGUCCAUACGUCAUCCGCAUCCGGGACGCCACUAGUAUGAAGGUCAAGGUCACCGAGAUGGAGCAGAUGAGGACUGGUUACUCAGCUCAAAAAGAGGUUGACGUUCCUAUCGAAGUUCCAGAAGAAGUUGAUGAGAUUUCUGCCUCCGUCCAAGACGAAGAUGGCAAACCUAUAAAGUCAACGUUGACCUUUGAACCAGACGGGUUAUACCACGUGAGGUUUGUUCCGUACAAACCCGGCCGUUAUACUGUAGAUGUGCGCUGUGGAGGACAGUCCAUAGAGAACAGCCCCUUCGUUAUGAAAAUCUCCGAAGCUGAGACAGUGUCGGUAAAACUGAAAGAGUUUGAGAAACAGGAGGGAGUAAGCUAUCACGUGGGAUAUGAGGUAGACGUACCGAUGGAGAUACCAUCUGAAGUGGAUGAAGUGUCGGCGGUGAUUUAUGACCCGGAUGGAAAUAUUGACAAGUCGACUUUCAAGAAGGAAUCCGAUGGUCUUCAUCAUUUGAAGUUUAGUCCAAAAAAGAUAGGACAGUAUAAGGUGGAUAUUCGCUGCGGUGGACGCUCGGUAGAAAACAGCCCAUUCCCCUUGAACGUGUCCCAGCCAAAGACGGCCAUUGUUCGUUUACGUCAACCAGAGGAAUCUGAAAACAAGUACUUAGUUCGCCGCGAACUUGACAUAGCACUAGACGCCGCAGAAGGUACAAGGAACUUGUCUUCAUAUGUAGACGGGCCCGAUUCGGAGAAUGUUCCAGUAUCUUUUGAUAAAGGAGACGAUGGAUUGUACCACGUUAAGUUUGUGCCUUACAAGCCAGGAACCUACAAGGUUCAUGUUAAGAGUAAUGGUACUCCAGUGGCCAGUAGUCCAUUCCUAAUUAAAGUCGGUGACCCAGGGAAGGUGCAAGUUGCGCAUGUCCGUAGUGAGGAACUCUAUGCAGAGCGAGUUAUCAAGAACGAAGUGGAUUUAGCCGUAGAAAGCUCUUAUGAUAUGAACGAUGAAGAUUUCUCUGCAAGGGUCACAGGGCCCGAUGGAGAAAAUGUCCCAUGUCACGUGAGAAAGGGGUCUGACAACCGACACCACGUCAGAUUUACUCCACAUAAAGCUGGUCCAUAUAAGGUGGACGUUCGGUACCAGGGCGAGCCCGUCCAAGGCUCCCCUUUCACUGUCAACGUCACAGAUCAGGGGCAGGGAGGCCCAAUAGUGAAUUUCAACGAAUCAGAUCGAUUUUUCGAGAACCGCGAGGCGGACAUCCCCAUUGUGAUCCCAGAGGGUUCAUCUGCAGAUUACCUCAAGUGCCGCGUUACUGAUCCCGAGAUGGAGUUACUUGAUUACGAACUGACCUACGACCGAGGCUCCAACUUGUAUCACGUACGGUUUGUACCAAAGAGACCUGGGCGCCACAGAGUAGACGUGGAAUACGAUGGUGUUCCUGUGGAUGGUUCGCCGUUUAUGAUGAAUAUUGAAGGAACCGAAGGAUAUAAAAGGGUUUUUGCUACAGGAGAUGGAAUUAAAGGAGGUGUGGUGAACGAGAAGAUAGACUUUAUGGUGGAUGCCCGCACUGCAGGCCGGGGAAAGCUGACCGGGAAGCUUACUGGAGUCAAAUAUCACACUGAUGUGGAAGUCACUGACUUGAAGGACGGGAGGUACGCAUGUCACUACUUGGUACCCCAGGCCGGGGCUUAUGUUCUGUCACUAAUGUGGAAUGGACAGCACAUACCUGACAGUCCUUAUAAAGUCACAAUCAGAGAAGCGCAGGCAAUGAACGCUAAAAGUUGUUUUGUUGAAGGGAGCAUGCUCAAGGAAGGCGCUGGAGCCACAGUAGGCCAAGCCAUGGGCUUCAGCAUUAACAGCAAAGAUGCUGGCCCGGGGCAACUGUAUGUUCGCUGUCAAGGGCCCACAAAGGACUGUGAUUGCACAGUGUUUGACAACAAGGAUUCUACUUAUCAAGUACAAAUCUUUCCUUCGGAAGUUGGGAACCACCUCGUGUAUGUGGAGUGGGGAGGAAGACCUGUGCAUGGAAGUCCAUUUUUGGUGCGCGUGGGACAGCCCCCUGAUCCCAGUAAAGUUCGUGUGUACGGUCCUGGGUUGGAGAACGGAUUGCUACGAAAUUUCAAAGGAGAAUUCCUGGUAGAAACCAAAGGCGCUGGUCCGGGAACACUUAAGAUCAGAAUCCAUGGACCACGAGGGGCCUUCAAAGUGGAGAUGUACCGGGACACAUCUAAGGAGCGUUCUAUUGGAGUGCGAUACAACCCCACUGAGGCGGGACGGUACAUUAUCAACAUCAAAUGGGCAGAUCAGCACAUACCUGGAAGUCCUUUUGACGUCACGAUAGUUGAAACAAGAGACGAACUUGAAUCACUUAAUGAAUUGAAUGACAAUGCUGUUCUAUUUCAACAAAGGGAUGCUAGACUGUAGAAGACUGGUAGCUAGUAAUUUUUAGACUUGUAUCCAGCCUUUUCUAGGUCCGUCAUUUCCAAGGCUGAAAAACUCCGCAUUUUAUUUCAUCUUAAUUCGAUCUAUAUCAACUAAUUUUCGGUCAUUUCCAAGGUCCGUCAUUUCCAAGGCUGAAAAACUCCGCAUUUUAUUUCAUCUUAAUCCGAUCUAUAUCAACUAAUUUUCGACAGCCUGUGCUAGGCUGUCGAUCUAUGGAGACAGCGUAAGUCUGGGAGGAGAAAAAUGGCGCUCUUUCACAGACUUCAUGGUUUUCUCUCGCUCGUUGUUUUCGAUUCCACUGAUCAAGAUUCUGGCACAUGCUAUUUUCUUUUUUGAAUAUCGGAUUUGUUCUACAUAUCGGUGUUAGCAGUUACUAAAAAACAUGGAGUGGGAGGGGAGGGUAAUUGAAGAGGCGAGGGAGGGGAGGGUAAUUGGAGGUGCGAUCUUUGUGUCAGUGAAGUUAUGUUGAAGAAUUUGUUCAAUGGUCUGAUUCGAGAAUCAGAACGUAGGAACUUCAUCGAAUAUCGUCUCAAUGAUUUACAGAUACGUAACCUACUCUCUUGGGUGCAUUCGUUAAAAAAUGCGUAUUUUUCAAGUUGUUCCACCGUGCAAAUGAUAUGAAUCCCUGUAUAACGUCACACUCACUAGACUUGUCAUAGGCGAGCUGAAGACAACAUUAUUUUGAUUGACAGAAUUCCGGAUUGAUAUGGUUUUCCAGGAUUUCCUAAAAAUAUUGGGCGCAUUUAUAGUUACCCAUCAUGAAUGUUUGGAAGAGCACGACAUUAUUUUUAAUUUUUCGGAAUCGGCAAGGGCAUAUCAUACACACAAGUAUUGUAUUUAGUCCAAACUUUUUUAACAAAAAUGCUUCAUCCUACCAGACUAAAACGGGCACGAAUAAAAACAGAUCCCAGAUCGGGAAAGGUGUAUUUUGAUAUUCGCCCAAGUUUAAAUGUUUUAUUUAUGGUAACUAGUUGAUAUUUAUAUGGUACUUUGGUUAGAUUUAAAUCUACUGGUUUAAAAUAGAAAUACUCAUAUGGGUUUAGUACAAUCCAAAUAAAUAUGUGUGUGUAAUUUCAAGGUUAAUCAAAAGCUAGUGUACCAAUGUGUAUUGCCCAUAACCAUAUACUGUGCAAAAUAUUAUUCUAAUCUAUUUUGUGAGUCGUUUCAACUGUUUCAUCUAUUUUAAAAAACCAGCAUUGAGUAUUUACAUAUUAUAGAACUUUUAGAAGAAUUUACUUCGAAUCUGUGGAGUUUAUUGGCUUGAACAGCAUAACUUUCACAGCAGUUAUACCUAAUAAUGAAAAUCCCUUGCAAAGAGGAAGGAAAACAACACGGCAAUAUCAAGUAAGGGACGUGGAAGGAAUCUAAGUGUUCUAGGGUAAGAUGCCUAUUCUCAAAAGUUAGUGUGUAUUUUAUUUUUAGCCAGAGCAUGGUGUGAGCUUGCAUUGAUUGGAAACAGCAUAGAAACAAAUGCUGUGACCACAGUUGUAGAGGUUGAGCCGGAGCAGAUUGGUGCGAGCUUCAUUAGCAUAAUGAUAGCCGAUAGAUCGAACAGAAACGCCAGCAAAAGGCUGUCUUUUUUUGACAAGAUACAUUUGAAGGUUUUUUAGUUAGAUUUGUUACUCAUGUGUAAAUAAAAGUCUAUUUUGGCCAG